AUGUGUCACAAAUGUGCGGAGAAGGUCAGCGAUGUCAAGGAUGUCAAAGAAGGCGAAAGUCUUCCCGCGGCCCUGCCGAUAGACAUCUUAGGAGCUGGAGUUGUUGAGUUUUGCGAGCCUCGUACUCGACAGCCAUUUCAAGCCGAAGCAAUGCUCGUUUGUGGACAAGGCGAAUUUUUAUGGAGCGAACAGAGGGUCAGGCGAAUCAUUGGGAGAAUGGGCGGCGCGACUAAGAGGUCUCGCAAGCUAUUGCGAUUUCGGCACCGGAAUUCUGGAAACGACCUUAAGGGAUCGUUUCGUUCUCGGCCUGGGCCCAGGUCCAGAACGCGACAAGUUGUUCGAGCAGAACCCGUCAAACUUACGCUGACACGUGCUAUCGAGCUGGCUGAGCAGGCAGCUUGCGCCAAACAGGCGAUGGUGAUGUGCAACAGUGAAGCUAUCCCUGUUAAGGAGGAGCCGGUAUACCGAGUGCGAAAUCAAGGUCAACCCGGUCGGGUCAGUGGUGCUCGGCGGGCAAACGGCGGGUAUGCUGCCUCAUCGCGCUGCGCUGUUUGUGGGAUGGAAAAUCACCAAAGAGCUGGAGUUGUUGAGUUUUGCGAGCCUCGUACUCGACAGCCAUUUCAAGCCGAAGCAAUGCUCGUUUGUGGACAAGGCGAAUUUUUAUGGAGCGAACAGAGGGUCAGGCGAAUCAUUGGGAGAAUGGGCGGCGCGACUAAGAGGUCUCGCAAGCUAUUGCGAUUUCGGCACCGGAAUUCUGGAAACGACCUUAAGGGAUCGUUUCGUUCUCGGCCUGGGCCCAGGUCCAGAACGCGACAAGUUGUUCGAGCAGAACCCGUCAAACUUACGCUGACACGUGCUAUCGAGCUGGCUGAGCAGGCAGCUUGCGCCAAACAGGCGAUGGUGAUGUGCAACAGUGAAGCUAUCCCUGUUAAGGAGGAGCCGGUAUACCGAGUGCGAAAUCAAGGUCAACCCGGUCGGGUCAGUGGUGCUCGGCGGGCAAACGGCGGGUAUGCUGCCUCAUCGCGCUGCGCUGUUUGUGGGAUGGAAAAUCACCAAAAAGUAGAAUGUGGUGGCCUAAUAUCGACCGUGACAUCGAACGGUGGAUCGGCUCGUGUACGACGUGCGCAAACGUGCGUACGGCGCCGCCACGGGACCCCCCCGCACCCUGGCCCGCCGCCGCUGGCCCGUGGCAGCGCGUACAUA
Iphiclides podalirius (scarce swallowtail) is the source of this 1203-nucleotide messenger RNA. The record is from the annotation of a GenBank genome assembly. Lineage: Eukaryota; Metazoa; Arthropoda; Insecta; Lepidoptera; Papilionidae.